Xenopus tropicalis (tropical clawed frog) is the source of this 4228-nucleotide messenger RNA. It is a transcript of the gene tcerg1, whose product is annotated as transcription elongation regulator 1. The record is from RefSeq and is a predicted model, not a curated record. Gene Ontology annotation, molecular function: RNA polymerase binding. NCBI's taxonomy places the organism in Eukaryota, Metazoa, Chordata, Amphibia, Anura, Pipidae. Gene Ontology annotation, cellular component: nucleus. The coding region runs from base 269 to 3406 and encodes 1045 amino acids. The transcript has 22 exons.
UUAACAUCCCGCCUUUAGGGCCUACUCUUCCGGUAUCUACAGCGAAGGAACUCGUCACACUGCGUGCCGGGCCUUCGCAUUGACUGACGUGCUUCUCGUCCAAUAGAACACGCGUUCUACUCAGUCAGGUGGUUAGGGGGUUGGCGUUGCGUCAGUGGGGGAUUGUCGGCCGUACCUGUAAUGGCGGAACGCGGGGACACCGAGGCGGAGAGAUAUACCACUGAUAUUCGGCAGGCACAAAAAAGCAGUGGCAGAAAGAACUUGGAGGAUGGCACAACAGCAGCAAGCUCUGCGCUUUCGUGGUCCAACUCCUCCACCCAGUCCAGUCAUGAGGGGCCCGCCACCUCUUCUUCGUCCACCUCCUCCAUUUGCUAUGAUGCGUGGGCCUCCUCCACCUCCACGGCCUCCUUUUGGACGUCCUCCUUUUGAUCCUAACAUGCCACCAAUACCUCCCCCGAGUGGGAUCCCUCCACCUAUUGCUCCUCCUCACCUUCAGAGGCCACCUUUCAUGCCUCCACAUAUAGGAAGUAUGCCGCCUCCAGGAAUGUUGUUUCCCCCUGGGAUGCCACCUGUAUCCACACCUGCAACAACCCCAACUCCCAGCCAAAGCCCUACACCUACACAGGCACCAACAUUGCCACCAAAUGAGGAGAUAUGGGUCGAGAACAAGACUCCAGAUGGAAAGGUGUAUUAUUACAAUGCCAGGACUCGAGAGUCUGCAUGGUCAAAACCAGAUGGUGUAAAGGUCAUCCAACAGUCUGAGCUGACUCCAUUGAUGGCAGCCCAGGCUCAAGCUCAGGCAGCACAGGCCCAGGCUCAAGCAGCCCAGGCCCAGGCACAGGCCCAAGCUCAGGCAGCUCAAGUUCAGGUAGCACAGGCUCAAGGUCAAGUCCAGGUUGCUCAUUCACAGCCUAUCCAUUCUCAGACUGUAACGGGUGCCUCUACUACAACUACCAGUACGUCUAUGUUGGUACCGACAUCAACACCUUCUACUAGCCAGGCCUCUUCUACCAAUACAACUACAUCAAACUCCAUUUCACAGGCUAUUCCAAGUUCGUCUGCUCCUGAGCAUACGCAAACACAGAGUGUGUCUGCACCUGUAACUGUAUCAUCAGUCAGUGUGGCCACAUCUUUACCAACAGUGUCUUCAGUGCAAAGCUUGCCAGCACAAUUAUCCCAAGUUCUGCCUCCUACAGUUUCACAUGCAGUGCCACAGCCAGCAGCAGCAAUUCCAGCCUUUCCUCCAGUCAUGGUACCUCCAUUUCGUGUUCCCCUUCCUGGCAUGCCCAUACCCUUACCAGGUGUAGCAAUGAUGCAAAUAGUCAGCUGCCCGUAUGUAAAGACAGUCGCUACCACCAAAACCGGUGUCUUACCUGGCAUUGCCCCUCCAAUUGUACCAAUGAUACAUCCCCAAGUGGCUCUUGCUGCUUCUCCUGCAACUUUAGCCGGAGCAACCAUAUUGUCAGAGUGGUCAGAAUAUAAAACGGCUGACGGAAAAACAUAUUAUUACAAUAACAGGACUUUGGAAUCGACGUGGGAUAAACCCCAUGAACUCAAAGAAAAAGAUAAAGAGAUUGAGAAGGUAAAAGAAUCAACAAAACCAGAACCAGUUAUUAAGGAAGAUGCUCAACCAAUGGAGGCGAUGGAAGAUAUACCAAAGGAAGAACCUCCCAAGGAGAUAAAGGAGGAGGUAAAAGAGGAGGAGAUGACUGAGGAAGAAAAGGCAGCUCAAAAAGCCCGGCCAGUGGCUACUACCCCAAUCCCUGGCACUCCAUGGUGCGUUGUGUGGACUGGUGAUGAACGGGUGUUUUUCUACAAUCCCACUACCCGGCUUUCCAUGUGGGACCGACCAGAGGACCUUAUUGGAAGGGCCGAUGUAGACAAAAUCAUUCAGGAGCCUCCCCAUAAAAGAGGGAUGGAGGAUGGCAAGAAAUAUUACAAAGAAGAUCAAGACUCUGCCGAAGAUGCAAAUGAGGACGAGCCCAUAAAAGCAAAGAAGAGAAAGAAGGACGACCCAGAGGCUGAUAAGGAAACUGCAAUGGAGGCCGAGAUAAAAGCUGCUCGUGAAAGGGCAAUUGUUCCCCUGGACUCUCGAAUGAAACAGUUUAGAGAUAUGUUGCUGGAGAGAGGGGUUUCAGCAUUUUCAACAUGGGAGAAAGAGCUCCACAAGAUUGUGUUUGACCCUCGUUAUUUGUUAUUAAACCCCAAAGAAAGGAAACAGGUGUUUGAUCAGUAUGUGAAAACGAGGGCAGAAGAGGAGCGCAGAGAGAAGAAAAACAAGAUUAUGCAAGCUAAGGAGGAUUUUAAGAAAAUGAUGGAGGAUGGCAAGAUUAACGCAAGAUCUACCUUUAGUGAAUUUGCAGGAAAACAUGCCAAAGAUGCUCGGUUCAAAGCCAUUGAAAAAAUGAAAGAUCGUGAAACCUUAUUUAAUGAGUACAUGGUUGCAGCAAGGAAGAAGGAAAAAGAAGAUUCCAAGAACAAAGGAGAGAAGGUCCGAUCGGACUUCUUUGACUUGUUAUCCAGCCUUCAUUUAGACGGACAGUCUCGAUGGAGCAAAAUCAAGGACAAGAUAGAGAAUGAUCUCCGUUACAAAGCAGUGGAAAGUUCAGCGGCAAGAGAAGAGCUCUUUAAACUGUAUAUAGAAAAGAUUGUAAAGAAUUUAGAUACAGAAAAGGAGAAAGAGCUGGAAAGACAAGCUCGCAUUGAGGCAAGUUUACGUGAAAGAGAGCGGGAAGUGCAGAAAGCUCGCUCAGAGCAAACCAAGGAAAUUGACAGAGAACGAGAACAGCACAAGCGAGAAGAAGCAAUCCAGAAUUUUAAAGCCCUUUUGUCGGAUAUGGUGCGGUCAUCUGAUGUUUCAUGGUCUGAUACAAGAAGGACAUUGAGGAAAGACCACAGAUGGGAAUCUGGUUCCUUGCUGGAAAGGGAAGAGAAGGAGAAACUUUUUAGUGAACACAUUGAGGCGCUUACUAAAAAGAAACGAGAACAGUUUAGACAGCUGUUGGAUGAAACAUGUGCUAUUACUUUAACAUCCACUUGGAAAGAGGUUAAGAAGAUUAUAAAGGAUGAUCCACGCUGCAUUAAAUUUUCUUCAAGUGACCGGAAAAAACAAAGGGAGUUUGAGGAAUAUAUUAGAGAUAAACACAUCACUGCUAAAGCAGACUUUAGAACUCUACUGAAGGAAACAAAAUUCAUUACAUACAGAUCGAAGAAAUUUCUACAGGAAUCCGACCAACACUUGAAGGAUGUAGAGAAAAUUUUGCAAAAUGACAAACGAUACCUAGUACUUGACUGCAUUCCUGAGGAGAGACGGAAGCUCAUUAUGUCUUAUGUAGACGACCUGGACAGACGCGGACCGCCCCCACCCCCCACAGCCUCAGAACCUGCGAGAAGAUCCACCAAGUGAUGAAGUAUUUUAAUCAGACGGGUAUCCCUUCAUUCAUACCGACUGCAUGAGCCACCGGGGAGAUUUUUCUUUUAAUCGUCAGUGUCACUUUACUACAAGCAACCACAGAAGCUGCUUUUCUGAACAGAGAACUUGUAUCUGUGCAACACUCUGCAACAGCAAUCUGGUGUCUGCGAAACCAAGGUAUCAGGUUUUUUUCCACCAAUGUUCUCCUUACGUCUUGUCACAACUUUGUCCUAGAUUUUCAUGUACAGACUGAUAGCAGCUCCUUCACCUACAGUCAAAAAUGGUUUACUGUCAUCCUUCAACAAAUGCCUUGUCAUUUUCACGGUUGAGCCAUGAAAGAGUAAAAAAAAAAAAAUGGGAUGUACAAAGAAUGAAUUUGCUAAGCAUUUCCAACAGCAGGGUGGGCGAGCAGCACCUUGUUCCCCCGACGUAGUCAGACAUAACUUUAGUCACAAGCCUAAUUUGAAACCACUUCUGAAUGCUAAUUGGGCUUUGCUCCAGAACGUGUCGGUUAGUACAGAUGGUAGAAUGAGGCCUUCGUCUGUUGGUACCGCACAGCCCGGGUAUCAAAUUCUGUAAAAAUGUUUUAUUUUUUUUCUUCCGCAGUCUUUUGUUAAACCAUUAAGUGAUCUUCAUUUUUUUUUUUUUUUUUUUGGUUCUGAUUUUGGAAUUGAGGGGGAAUUAUCCUUCAGGGUAGUUCGUGUAAAACUGUAUGCUCCAUUUUGAAUGUUAAACUUGUGUUUCUAAAGUUUAAUUUUGAAAUGUUGGAUUUGUUCAGUUUAUGUAAUUGAACUACAAUAAAUCUUUUUAUACAUA